Molecule: messenger RNA, 1281 nt
Organism: Entrophospora sp. SA101
Lineage: Eukaryota; Fungi; Glomeromycota; Glomeromycetes; Entrophosporales; Entrophosporaceae
Source: the annotation of a GenBank genome assembly
AUGAAGCCUUGUAAAGGAGUUGUUAUUGAAGACAUGGGUGUUAAAUUUGAAUGCAAUGGUGUUGAUAAUGGUAAAUUGUGGUUUAAAAAUGUAAGAGUACCAGUAGAUAAUUUAUUGAAUAGAUUUUCAAAUAUCGAUGAAAAUAAUAAAUUUACAAGUUUAAUUCCUAAUAGAAGAGGACGGUUUUUAAAAGUAGCAGAUCAAUUACUUUCUGGUAGAUUAGCGAUUGCUUCAUUACAUACAGGUGGAUCUAAAGUUUGUCUGGCGAUUGCAUUUCGUUAUGCUAAUUCAAGAUUAGCAGUUGGUCCAACUGGUAAAAGCGACACACCGAUUUUGAAAUAUCAAUUACAACAAAAUGCAUUAAUCCCACUGCUAGCACACACAAUAGUCUUGAACAUUUUUCUAAAUUAUUGUAAACAAAGAUGGUCAAUAUUUUCUACAUCACCGUUAAGUUACCGAUUGAGCAACAAUAAUGAAUCAUCGGAAAUUGUAAGAUUAUGUUGUGUGGUAAAGCCAUUGAUUACUUGGAAUAGUGAAAGAGUUGCUAGUAUUUGUAGAGAAAGAUGUGGGGGUCAAGGAUUUAUGGGUAUCAAUAGAUUUGGUAAUUAUAUUGGCUUUUCUCAUGCUGGUAUGACCGCUGAAGGUGAUAAUAGCGUAUUGAUGCAAAAAGAAUUAUUAGCAGAUGUCAAUUCAGGAAAAUAUAAGUUGCCUGUUGUGUCAGAUUUUAAAAAUUCUAAAUCAUGGGAUUUAAAUAAUUUGGAAAAUCAAUUGAAAUUACUUAGAUUAAGAGAACAAAUUUUAGUAAAACAACUUGAUGACAAUAUGGCCAAAGGUUUAUCAACUGGCAGUUCAAUUUUCGAAGUAUGGAUGUUAAAUCAAUCAGAUCUUGUACAAUCAGUUGCAAAAGCACACGGUCAUAGAAUUGCAAUGGAACAAGCAUUAUUGGCGAUUGACGAUAAAAGAUUACAUCAAACUAAUGGUACUAAAAUCCUAUUAAAAAAUAUAACCACUUUGUUUGGAUUGAAUUUGUUAGCUGCGAAUAUGUCUUGGUAUUUAACGAGUGAAUUAAUUAGUAUUGAAAAAGCAAAAUUGCUUGAUGAAUUGAUCACUGCUAGUAUUAAGGUAUUGUCGCCAUACAGUCUUGAUAUUGUUAAUUCGUUAGGCGCUGAUGAAAGAAUAUUGUUUGCUCCUAUUGCCAAUAAUUGGGAAAGCUACAAUAUAACAGAUAAUAAAGGUGAAUUGGUUAGCGACAUUCAUGUAGGAUUAAAGAGUAGAUUGUGA